Messenger RNA from Brassicogethes aeneus, 798 nucleotides. Lineage: Eukaryota; Metazoa; Arthropoda; Insecta; Coleoptera; Nitidulidae. The record is from the annotation of a GenBank genome assembly.
GGUUUGUUUAAUUCGUGUGUUUAUUAUAUUUCACAUUCUUUAUACUGUAUUUGGCUAAUAUAGAACGACUUUCUAAUUUGCCAAUAUGUCAAGUAAACAUCUUACUACAGGCGAUCCCCUUCCAGAUUUAGCCAAGGACAAAAUAACGCUAUUUUCCAUGUUGUUUUGUCCAUUUGCUCAGCGAGUAAGACUGAUUUUGGAGUACAAAAAAUUAGAUUACACAGUCGUCAACGUAAAUACUAAAAGUAAACCCGAUUGGUUGGUACAGUUGAACCCUAUGAGCCAGGUUCCAAUACUUCACAUAGAUGGCGCUUUCAUCAGCGGAAGUGUGGAAAUAUGCGAGUUUCUGGAUGAAAAAUAUCCAGAACCGAGUUUGGAUGCUAAUAUCUUGGAUAAUAGUAGCUUGGUGAGCAAUAUAAGUCCGCUUAUUUCACUGUAUUAUAAGGCUGCAUGGAAAAAGGAUGAUAAAUCUUUUGAAGAACAUAUGAAUGGAAUGAAGCCACAACUGGAAGAACUGGAAAAUAAGUUGAAGGAUAGCGAUUUUUUUGGAGGCAACGCACCAAAGUUUGCGGAUUUUAUGAUAUGGCCAUGGUUUGAAAGGGCAGGAGUAUUAUCCAUUACAUACAAUGAAAAACUGCCUUACAAUGAGUUUCCUAUGCUAACCAAAUGGUGUGAGGACAUGAAGAAACAGGAAUGUGUUUCCAAAGUAUUAAUUGAACCCAUUAGACACUACAAAGCCACCCAAUUUCAUUUAGGAGCCCCUCCAUUGUAUGAUGAGAUAUAAAAUAAUAUAUAAUA